AAAAAAAAAUAUUGUACAUGUUGCAAAUUUUAACAUUUAGAUGUUGACAGGUGAGGCAACUUUUGGCUGUUGAUGGGAGGCUCCACAUUAAUUAUGAGAUUGCUCCAACUGGAAGUUCUCAGAACUACACUCGUUCCUAUUACAUGAAUGGAAGGGACUAUAUAAUCAGUGGCAGUUGUGAUGAGCAUGUAGUCCGUGUUUGCUGUGCUCAAACUGGAAGACGUCUCAGGGAUAUAUCUUUGGAGGGAAAGGGCUCAGGCGCUUCAAUGUUCGUUCAAUCACUAAGGGGCGACCCCUUUAGGGAUUUUAAUAUGAGUAUUUUAGCUGCGUAUACACGCCCAAGCUCAAAAUCUGAAAUUGUCAAGGUUAACUUGCUAGCCUCCAGUGACUCUGCUAAAGAAUAUUCUCGUAUGCAGAAUGCUUGCCCAUCAAAUAGUAUGGGAGGUUAAUCAUGUAUAUCCUGUUAUUUUGUGCUCUUAUAGGGAACAUACAGUUUCAGUUCCAUUUCUCUGGCACGUUUAGGUUAGCUCUAGCAAGGGUGCUUGAAAAAUUUCAAUUAUCCAUUGUACAUUACUUGACUGUGAUUUAUGAAUAGGAUUCUAUUUGGCUUUA
Molecule: messenger RNA, 612 nt
Organism: Carica papaya (papaya)
Lineage: Eukaryota; Viridiplantae; Streptophyta; Magnoliopsida; Brassicales; Caricaceae
Source: RefSeq, a predicted model, not a curated record